AUCCUUGAGACAAUUUAACACAAGAGAAGAACAUUAGGGGAAGGAGGGGUAGAUGGGACCCAGAUUAAAAACUGGUGGGUGAGAAUGAAGCGAGAGGUGCUGUCAAGUGAGGAGUGGGCUUUGAACUUGUGGCUACCAAGUAACAAAGUUAGAGGGGGCAACAUAGUUCAAAAAGGAAAAACAACUCAUUUAUUGUGUCAAUGCUUUCUUCUGGAAUCAACCCAAAGCUGAAAGGUCCCCUCCCAAUCCCUCUAAAUCCUCUCUCUCUUUUCUCUUUUUAUGUAAUCUAAUCUCCCCUAAUUCCCACACUCUCUAUCAUCGUCAUCAUUAAGCAGGCAGCACCCUCAACCCUCAACCGCCAUCACCAUACAGAGAAAAACAAAAACCAUCGUAGCCACAUGGAUUUCCAAUGAAACUGAGAGAGCUCAAUUAUGCGAACGCUUUGUGAUGCUUGUGAGAGUGCGGCCGCUAUCGUCUUCUGCGCCGCUGAUGAGGCCGCACUCUGCCGUGCCUGCGAUGAGAAGGUUCACAUGUGUAAUAAACUUGCUAGCAGGCAUGUAAGAGUGGGUCUGGCAAGUCCAAGCGAUGUGCCUCGUUGUGAUAUAUGCGAGAAUGCACCUGCAUUCUUCUAUUGCGAGACAGAUGGAAGCUCGCUUUGUUUGCAGUGCGACAUGAUAGUUCAUGUUGGUGGUAAAAGAACACAUGGAAGAUAUCUUCUAUUUAGGCAAAGAGUUGAGUUUCCAGGAGAUAAACCUAGUAACAUAGAAAACCCAGCUUCUCAACCUGUGGAACCAGGGGAGACUAAGAGGGGACAAAAUCCACUUCCCAAAUUAAAAAUGGGGGAGAAGCAACAAAACCACAGGAUGCCGCUGCUUUCAACACCAGAUCCUGAUGCUGAUGGACAUGCCAAGAUGGAAACUAAAAUGAUUGAUUUGAACAUGAAGCCUAACAGAAUACAUGAACAAGCAUCAAAUAAUCAGGUUGAACACAUGAUGGACUUCUAUGUUGUUUAUGAUGAUUAUACACAAAUGGGAUUGGAUUAUAGGAAGCAUGUGACAUAUUCCUCAUAGUUUUAAGUUGUUCAAUAAAUGAGUGUCAUCCAAAGAAUAAAAGAGUUAAUUCCUUUUGACUACUGCAGCUUACAUCAAAUUUUGUAAAUCUGGAACUAAUUUUUUUUAUUCGUCUUGUUUCCUUUUCUGCCUCUUGUAACCAUGAAAUUUCAGCUUUCCUUUGUUUUCUAGAAUUGGUCUUAGUAAUGCUAUUGAAAAUAUAACUCAACAACUCUUCAAACAUGAUUUCAACACCAUAUGGUUCAUCUUUGCUUCUGUGAACUCUCAAGGGAAGAAGGGAUAAAUAUAGAAGGACAAAGCUUGUGGAACACAAUUACUGUGGUUACUUUUUGUAUAUAUACUGAUAUGCAUAUUU
Arachis ipaensis is the source of this 1425-nucleotide messenger RNA. NCBI's taxonomy places the organism in Eukaryota, Viridiplantae, Streptophyta, Magnoliopsida, Fabales, Fabaceae. The record is from RefSeq and is a predicted model, not a curated record.